Molecule: messenger RNA, 3462 nt
Organism: Nerophis lumbriciformis (worm pipefish)
Lineage: Eukaryota; Metazoa; Chordata; Actinopteri; Syngnathiformes; Syngnathidae
Gene: fbh1
Product: F-box DNA helicase 1
Biological process (GO): replication fork processing; double-strand break repair via homologous recombination
Cellular component (GO): nucleus
Molecular function (GO): protein binding; hydrolase activity; ATP binding
Source: RefSeq, a predicted model, not a curated record
UGUGAACGAGGAAGUGGAAUCAGACGUCACUUCCUCCAAACAACUCUUGGACUAUUUUCUUGAGAAAUGGUUGAUUUUGCGUAUCUAAUUGGGUUGUUCCAGUGUAACAUGCUUCCACUUUGCCAGGCGCAGCGCUAAAAGAGUCGUCUUGCGGGUCACUUUGUGGCAGCAAACUUUGACUUCGUACUGGUUUUGAAUCGCCAAGUGUAAAUAUUGUGACUAGUAAACAAAGAUGAUGGAAGUGGCCUUGAAAGGCAGAGCCAAGAGGCGACAUUUGAAUGCAGAAGAGCUGGCAAGAAGUGCAGAAGGAGUCCAAGUCCUCAUCCAUCCUCGAAACACAACAACAACCUGCAACCUGCAGCCAGGGACAACUGCCAAGAGAAGGAAAUAUGCAGGAGGGGUGUGCACCUACGAGCAGCAAUCAGCAGAGGACAGCAUGGAGGACGAGGACUGGAGCCCAGCUGCCGAGGAGAGGCAGUCUGACCCCGAGGAGAUGGACUAUUUGGAGGGAAUCACGGCGGAGAUGUUCGAUGACGAGUUUGAUGGUUCUGAUGGCACGGUGCCGGAGGUGGAGCCUCUGCCCGACGCCACCUACGGGCUCCUGGGCAGCAGUAAGGAACUGCAGCAGCCGCAGGGUCACAUCCACGACCUCCCUGAGGAGGUGCUGAGCCAGGUCCUCAGCCUCCUCCCUGCCCAGGACCUCUACAGGAGCGCCGUGCUGGUCUGCCAGCGCUGGCGCAACAUGGUGGAGGACGGCAAGUUCAUGCCCUACAAGAAGAGGUACUACCGCUACAUGAUGGAGGAGGAGGACACGGUCUCCCACGUCACCGUCUCUCUCAAGAACUGUGGCAUACUUCUUCCAGAGGUGUCACCGCUCGGCAUCCGAAACCUUGUCAUUUCAAUGGCACACCAUAGGUUUGGUGAGAGAGUGCAUCCAGAAGACGUCCUGGGGUGUGUGAAGAAACAUCGCCUUUUCCCGCACGCCGAGGCCUCCAUUAGGUUACGCAUCCGUAAUGUUCCCAAGUGCAAACACCUUGAGACUGAGGCUCCCAACCCCUUUGCAGCCAUGGCGGUGAUCCUGCUCCUGGCUGAGAGCGUGGCUGACGUGCAGACUUUGGUGUCUUUACUGAGUGGCGUGGUGUCACACCUGGCCAUCACAGAGUACCUCAGCCACAUGGCCAUGUUGUUGCUGGCAGCCAGGAGGAACCGAGUGAAGAUCAGUGACAGAUUGCAUUACAACAUCUACUAUGUGCUUCAUCUGAUGGAGAAUGGACCCUUUUCUAUCAGCGCCUCACCUGGCAGGGCCGCUGACAUGACCAUGACGUCCGAGCAGCUGCACAUCCUCAGCCACCACAUCCAGAAGGAGCACACGGUGAAGAUUGUGGCCUUUGCAGGAACGGGGAAGACCACCACCCUGGUGAAAUACGCCGAACAGCGGCCACACCUCCGCUUCCUGUACGUGGCCUUCAACAAGUCGGUGGCCAGGGAGGCUUUGCAGCGCUUCCCCCGGAACGUGGACUGCAAGACCGUCCACUCUCUGGCCUACAGAGAGACCGGCAGGAUGUACCAAAAGAAGCUGGCCUUUAACCUGGACGCCUUCUCCAUCAACGGGGUCCUGCCCGAGGGCCGGGGGGGAUUCACCAAGUCCAAAGUGAUCGCCAACACUCUCAACAACUUCAUGGCUUCAACGGACGAGACCAUCACGGUGGCUCACGUGCCGCCCAAGCAUGUCAGUCUUCGAGGCCUGGUCAAGUCUAUACCCGAGGAGGAAAAACUGUUGUACGUCCAAGAUGCGCAGAGGAUUUGGAGCAAAAUGAAGGACGUCAAGGAGACGGACAAAAGAGCCUAUCACAUGAUUCACGAUGGUUACCUCAAGCUAUGGCAGCUGAAAGGCUCAGCAACCUGCCUCUCUGACCAAUACGACGUCCUUCUCAUCGACGAAGCCCAGGACUGCACUCCAACCAUCAUGGACGUGCUGUUGAAACAAAAAUGUGCCAAAAUGGUGGUGGGAGAUCCUCACCAGCAGAUUUACACCUUCAGAGGAGCGGUGGAUGCGCUGACCACUCAGCACACACACAUCUACUACCUAACACAGAGUUUCCGCUUUGGGGCAGAGAUCGCCUACGUGGGUGCCAGCAUCCUCAAGGUGUGCAAACAAGUCCACAAGAUUCUGGUGGGAGGACGACAGGAAGGGGGUGUGUUUGACCAUAAGGCCGCCCAGGCUGCUCAAGAUGUAGCAAGUGGCAAGACUCCUGGCAAGGGGAAAAGCGCCAUCUUGUCCAGAACCAAUCUAACCAUGUUCAUUGAAGCCGUGCGCUUGACCGAGGUCAACACAAAGUGCAGCAUCCACUUUGUAGGCGGUGUGGACAACAUUGGCUUGAAUAAGAUCAAAGACAUUUGGUACCUGAUGGAAGGCAAAGACAACCUGAUCAAGGACCACCUGGUUUGGUGCUUUUCCAGGAUCAAAAAAGAAAACCCCUUCGAGGCCCUGAAGACCUACGCCGUGCACACGGAGGACCGCGACCUGGAGGCCAAGCUGAGCAUUGUGGAGAAAUACCGAUGUCGCAUCCCUGACUUGGUGAAGCGCCUCAACAAGCACUCGGAACCAAACGCCAAGAAUGCAGACUUCAUCCUGUCCACGGUCCACAAGGCCAAAGGUCUAGAGUUUGACACGGUGAUAGUCACGGACGACUUUGUGGAGGUGCCGUGCUCCAGUCACUACCGCAAGCAAUUCAACUUUUCCUUCGAUCAGAUUCCCAGUGACGAGUGGAACCUGCUCUACGUGGCGGUGACUCGGGCCAAACGCACACUCGUCAUCACUAAGAACAUCCGCCGCAUCAUCACCUACGCUGGCGAAUACUUCUUAAAGUCGGAGAUGCCCGGCCCCCCCCCGCUGCAGGGGCACCAGACGGCGCCAUGCAUGUACCCCAACUGUCUCAACUGCCUCACGCCUGGCGCCGCCUUCACCAUGCACAAGAGGACCAUGACAUUUACGGGCAGCUUGGUGUCCACGGGGGGUCCGCUCUGUGAGAGGUGUGUGUGGACCCGCGUGGGCCUGGUGGCUUACCUCAUGACCGACGACGUGUCCUCCAUGGCCGUGUUUCCACCGGGGCCUUUCUUCCCCGUCGUCCUUCACAUGCCCUUCUGACUUUGUCCCAGGGAGGACAUUUCCAGUGACAGAAUGAUUCACUCAUUCACACCACAGAGACCAUACAUGUGAGUAACACUUUAACAAUCACACAAUUGUUUGUGUUUGUGGUCAAUUCAACUUUGUAUACGGAGGAGUAGACACACUUUUUCUAUUGAGGAGCGACCACACAAAAUCAUCUUUUUUGACAGACUUCAAGCAUUUGUAAUGAAAUGAACACAUCAACUCUGCUGUACAUAUUUCUGAUGAUCAGGUUCUUAUCUAACAAAAUAUUGCCUGUAAAGUUGUUGUUUCCAAUAAACUGCUGGAAAAAC